GCUGUUCUGUCUGCUGCGUUUUUGUGCCUCCAUUUCCGUUCCCACGCGGUGCGGAUGGUCGCAGCGCUUCUCAGCCAUCCUGGUGCGAUGCUGCCCCGCAGGUGGUGAAGAAUGGCGUACCCGACCCUUUGGUUUCUGCUCUUCGGAAUUCUCCUCAGUGGGGCCCUACUCAGUGCAACUGCCAUCCAGCCAGAUGCUGCCUGCCCCCGAAGCUUGGACUGUACCCUGAGAAGGAGGGCCUUGUGCCCACCAGGCUCUGGUGCCUGUGGGCCCUGCCUCAAGCCCUUUGUGGAGGAUGACCUUGGCCGAUGUGUUCCCAGAAAACAGCUACCGAGAGGUAAAAUGCAGCCCUGGCCAAACCUGGAAGAAGAAAUCGACUUACUGGCUAACAUGCUGGCCCAUCAAGACACUGUCCCCCAGCGCCAGGACACUGUCCCCCAGCGCUUCCGCUGGCCUGCAGCCACCCUGGUAUCCCCAGGACAGGAGCCCGAUACCCCAUCCCCUCAGGACGCACAGGUUCCCACCAUCAGAGCCUCCCAUUCACCUUCGAGGCCUGUGGAGAUGUCACCUGUGGAUCCCCCACACCCGUCCAAUGACGUCCUUGUUCUCAUGAUGAUCGUGGUCUGCGCAAUGGCUGGGCUCUCGGCGCUGAUUGUGGCUGUUGUCUGCUGGUGCAGGUUACAGAAGGAAAUCCGCUUGGCUCAAAAAACAGACUACUCAUCCAAGUCUCAGAAAAUAACCGGCUCCCCGGCCUUCGGCAGAAGCAUGCCUGGGGACAAGAAGCUCGCCCAGAGUGCCCAGAUGUAUCACUACCAGCACCAGAAGCAGCAGAUGUUGUCUCUAGAGAAGCAUAAAGAGCAGCCUAAAAUUAUGGACUCUGGGUCUUCUGAAGAAGAGAAUGAGGAUGGAGACUUCACUGUCUAUGAGUGCCCUGGCUUGGCCCCUAUGAAUGCCUUGACUGGAGAGAUGGAAGUGAAGAACCCAAUGUUUGAUGACUCUGCUCUGGUGGACCCUAGCCCCCGUGCUGCCUCUAGCCCUCGAGCUGGCUCUAACUCUGGAUCUGGGCCCCGUGUCAGUUCAGGCUCCCGCCCUAGUGGGUCCCGGACUGGCUCUCGUUCCAGCCCCCGGCCCCCCAGGCUGGUGGCCCCCAAAUCUCACCAAUGACCAGCCUACUGCCUUCUCCUGGCCAGUGACUCCAGCCUGGGAAGGGGGAGCUCUGAAGGGGCUGGGGAUGGCCAGGAUAGGGGUAGGGGUGGGGGUGCUAAUAUUAGGAUGUUUCCCCCUAUUAAGGAAAAAAAAAAAAAAAGCAAAAAGGAAAAAAAAAAAAAAAAGCUCUGAAAUCCCCAAGUUUUGCUGUUUGCAGUGAGUGCUGGCUCCCCUCCUGUUUGGUGUCCCUGUACUCUUCCAGUGUUGGGAAAGAGAUGAGAAGGAAGUGAGUAAGCCAUGAGCUCCCCUCUCCAUCUUCCCAGAAGGAAGGGGGUCUAUCUAUCCCUUCCCCAAGUCCCUUUCCUUCCUCAACUUUUGGGGCUAGGAUUCUUCUAAAAAGGGAUGCUUUGUAAUAUUCCCCUCCCCAGGCCAAGGCUCCCUGUAACCAGGACCCUGGCACUCUGGGAACACAGAGCUGGCAACUGAUUUUUGUAGUCUCUGUUGCCUCCCUCAGAGCCUCUAGGACAGGGGAUUAGGCCAUUUAUCAUUCCCCUCUCCCAGUGGCAGAGCCCCAAAUGUUUCCUUGGCCCUGCGGACCUGGUGCGUGGGCCCUAAUCAUUCUGCCCUCCCAGUUUUCUUCCCCAGUCCCACCAAAGUGAUUCUAGCUCAGGAUCCCCAACUGGGUGAGGUGGGCAUCGGUGCCAGGGCCUGGGGCAGGUGCCCGGGAGGUUCUCAGCCCUCCAGGCCUGUCUUCUCUGUGCCUGCGUCCUUCCCUCUCCCUGUGCCCACGUCCACUCCUGGUCUGUGCCUGUGUCCUGUCCUGUUUAUUCUGGCCCCCUGGCUCUCACUGUGAGACUCCUUUUCCCCUCCUCUGCUUGUGGCCGGGAUUGUAUCCACGUGCAUUUUGAAACAAAUUCACUUUUAUUAAAAACAAUAUUUCAAACA
Antechinus flavipes (yellow-footed antechinus) is the source of this 2091-nucleotide messenger RNA. RefSeq names its product neural proliferation, differentiation and control 1 (gene NPDC1). The transcript has 9 exons. The record is from RefSeq and is a predicted model, not a curated record. The coding region runs from base 112 to 1164 and encodes 350 amino acids. NCBI's taxonomy places the organism in Eukaryota, Metazoa, Chordata, Mammalia, Dasyuromorphia, Dasyuridae. Gene Ontology annotation, cellular component: membrane.